This is a messenger RNA of Caenorhabditis auriculariae, 3322 nucleotides long. The record is from the annotation of a GenBank genome assembly. Lineage: Eukaryota; Metazoa; Nematoda; Chromadorea; Rhabditida; Rhabditidae.
AUGGGUAUCACCGCCAAGUUCGUUCUUCUCUGCUUUUUCGGCAUUUUCUGCCUCACGACAGCUGUGGGUUCAUUCGAAAACUUCCCUGAGAAGGGUAUUCUGCAGGAUGGCCGGUCCUCCAAGUACGACUGGCCCCCGCCUUCCGGUUCCGUUGAGAAGCGGUUCGCCAGAGCCGCCAUCACAACCGACAACGCUGCGUGCUCGGAUAUCGGCGGGUAGGAGCAUUUCCCGAUAUAGUCAAUCCUUCCCGAUUUGAAUGGGGCUGCUAGGCAAGGGGAAAGCGUUGCGUGUGCGACACGACGUUUGCCGGGGAUCUUGAAAUCAAACACGAUCUCUUUUUCGAUACUUUCACAAUACAUUGUAAUUCUUUAUGGGUUUGAAAAGAUUCAAUUGCACGAAUAAAUAUGUAAAAAAAGAUAUUAAACUAAAUUUUUCUACAUUUUUUGCAUGAUUCACCUCGAGUUUUCCGCCGAUACCCUCGUCGCAACGCUUCACCCUUGCCAAUCAACCCAUCUAGCCUUUCAAGUCGUUAAAAAUUAACUAUACUUAUUUGAACUUUAAAAAAAAGCUGCCCGCAGUUUUUCAAGUGAAACAGAUCGUUAGUUUCGCGAGUAAGGAUUUUUUCACUUUUUUUCGAAGUUGAAUGAGAAAUGUUGAUGAAGGUUUAAAGUACGCAAGUUCGCCGUAAAUACGUACUGAAGCUGUAAUGAGUAUAUCCGACAGGAAAGUGCUGAAAAAAGGAGGAAAUGCGAUCGACGCCGCGAUUGCUGCUAUGUUUUGUAUCGGCGUGGUAAAUCCACAGUCGUCUGGACUUGGCGGCGGCUUCCUCCUCACCUUCUACAGCAAGUAACCUUGGUUCGGCUGCGGAGAAAUUUGAGAUGAUUCUAAGAAACCGUGGUCAGUGCAUGUCGAUCGACGCCCGCGAGUCUGCUCCUGCAGCCGCGUCGCGCAACAUGUUCAUCAACGACACCGAUGCUUCUAAAUACGGUCGGUGGCUCCAACUUGCUUUCUGAAAAAAAACGUUUACAAAUUUUGUUUUAAUUUUUGUUUUCCAGGAUUUACGGCGGCUGGUGUCCCAGGAGAACUGGCCGGCUACUGGCAUGCCUACAAGCGUUAUGGAUCCGGUUUGUUUGUGGUUUUUUUUCCUCAUGUUCUCUUUUUCAGGGAAAGUCGAAUGGAAAGAGUUGGUUUUACCAUCCGUGAAGUUGGCAAGGUACGGACACCCAGUGUCUGAGUAUUUGGACUACGUGAUGCGAGUCAAGGAGCGUCACUUCCGACUUUUCCCGAGCGUCCGGUGAGUUCCACCACAGUUUUAUGAUUCAGUCGGUCCAUUUUCAGCCACUGGAUUAACCCUGCGACAAACCAAACCUACAAGGAGGGCGAGAUACUACGAAGGCCGACGCUGGCCAGAACUCUGGAAAGGAUCGCGCACUCUUCAGAUCCAGUGCAGCUCUUCUACCAUGGCGAAAUGGCGCGGGUAAUGGCCGACGAGUUCAAGGAGGGAGGUGAGCAAAGCAUUGACGGAACCGUUCUACGAAAACCAUUCAGGAGGCUUCAUCACCGAGAAGGACUUUGCCAGCUACAAGGUCCGGGAGCACACCGACCUCGUGGCCAACUCCCACUUCCGCGACAGCCUGACCAUGUGCGGAGGGCCCCCGCCGUCCUCCUUCGCCGUCACUCAGCUGAUCGUCUCCGUCAUGAGCAGUGAGUCCUUUUCAAUGCAAUCAAAGAAACUUAGACUGCCCAUAUUUCAAAUAGAAUGGACCGUGAACACAAACCAAACGAAAUACUUUUCUUUCAAGCCAAGUCUCCUUCAAUAUUGGUUUCCCUCCUUUUUCCCCUUCUCCCCACGAUCCUUACCACAACAUUUCUCUGCAGAGCUGUAUCCUGAAGGACAUAAACACAAUAUCUACGAUGAACCUCUUGUUCUCCACAAAUACAUCGAAGCGAUGAAGUUUGCAUACGCUCAGAGGUGAGACCAGAAACUUUUCGAGAACUUCGGAAGAGUUCAGAACGUUACUGGGAGACCACGACUUCGUGGACGACGCUCUCAGCCGGUCGCAGAACCUCACGGCGCCGGCCUACACCGACUGGGUCAUCAGAAGGAUGAAGGACCACGCUCAGCCGUCCAAGAAUUACGGCGGAAUCGCACAAUAUCAGGUCCCAGUUAUCGAUAUCCCGGGUCAUCUGCGGACUUUACAGACUCCUGACCAUGGCACUUCUCAUGUUUCGGUUCUCGACGAGUAUGGAAAUGGAGUCUCAGCCACCACCACCAUCAACCGAUGGUAGUCUACAUGUUUUGGAGAAGGCUCUACCUGUUCAGAAAAGGUUCGGGGCUGCAGUCGAGUCAAAAGCCUACGGGAUACUGUGGAAUGAUGAGAUGGACGACUUCAGUACCCCUGGGAUGGAAAAUGGGUCAGCUAAAGCAAAAAACUCCGAAACUAGUUAGAAGGACAGGUUCGGCUUUGCUCCCUCGGAGACCAACUUCAUUGAGCCGGGAAAAAGGCCGAUGAGCAGCAUGAGCCCGAUGAUUAUUUUCGAUCACCUCACGAAAAAUGUAUCAGUUCAAAAAUUAGAUUAGAUGUGGACUGUUUUUUUUUUUAGGUGAAAAUGGUGAUUGGAGGCUCUGGAGGAUCAAAAAUCAUUUCGGCGUUGGCAAAGGUGGGAUUCUCACGAAUUCGUAGCAAAUAGUGUAAAAUUACUUUCGAAUUUCUCAAAAAUAGAAGCGCAAGGCUUUAAAAAAAAUUUUUAAUCCGCUUUUUUUGUUCGAUUUCUGAAUCGGUAUGAUAAAAUGAAUAAUUUUUUUCUGAAAAAAACAAAAAAAUAUCCUAGUCGCCACAAUUGAGAAACUUAUUCGGCAGCGCUUUUAAAAUUUUUUAGUCGGCGUUUUCUGAAAAAAAAUACUAAAAUAUUCUGAAAUGUUUUCAAAAAAUCUUGAAUUUCGGUGCUUAGUCACGAUUGCAGGCGAUCGUGCGCACAUUGAUUUUCAAAGACUCUGUGAAAAACGCCAUCGAUGCGCCAAUGAUCCACAAUCAGUUCACGCCAGACAUCACGCAGCUCGAUGAUCAAUUCCCAAAGGUCAAUUCAGUUCGAGUCUCUGCUUAACAUAUCUGGUUCAGGAAGUGAAAGCGAUCCUUGAGAACCAAUUCUCGCAAAAGUUCCGAAACACGACAGGCUUCGAAGGAAUCAUUCAAGGAAUUGAGACCAGGUUCAUUUUAAGAAUGAAAACAGGAGGAAGGCGGGAUUUUGUUGCAGGGAAGAUGGGAUCCAUGCUUGCGGAGACUACCGCCGUCGAACCGACCAGGUGCCUUCUGGAUUCUGA